Molecule: messenger RNA, 1303 nt
Organism: Lolium rigidum
Lineage: Eukaryota; Viridiplantae; Streptophyta; Magnoliopsida; Poales; Poaceae
Product: exonuclease DPD1, chloroplastic/mitochondrial-like
Exons: 4
Coding region: 142-1089 (315 amino acids)
Biological process (GO): DNA catabolic process
Cellular component (GO): cytoplasm
Molecular function (GO): nucleic acid binding; 3'-5'-DNA exonuclease activity
Source: RefSeq, a predicted model, not a curated record
UUCCCACCUCAUUGGAUCUCGGCCCGCCGGCCGGAUGCUCAGGAUUAACAGUGAGGGGGCAUUCAGUACUCAGUUAUCUAAAGUUUUACCCCAAUAAUAGGCGAUCAACACCUUUGAUGCCCUAUUUUCUCCAGUUGUACAAUGUCUUUAUAUUCUAUUUGCUGUGGUAACUUCCAUCAACUAAGGAACUCAAUAGGACAGAGUUGUAGUAUCAGAUUUCUCAAGUAUAACAGCAGAAUAACCUCUGAAAAUGUACUUCAAAAUAAAAGAUAUAAAACUAGACCUUUUAGUACAUCAGUACUAGUGAGGAGCACCAGAAAAGCAUGCAAGCAAUCCUUCAGCAAUAACCGCCAUUUACACGGUGGAUCAGUUGAAUCAUCGAUUGAAGUGUUUAAGCAGUCUGAUCUGCACCACCUGAAACCACUUCAGUGCUACGAUAUUCAGGAAAAGGUUUCUGGAAGCAAGACUGAGUGCCCUGCAACAAUCCUUGUUUUUGAUAUUGAAACUACUGGUUUCUCACGCCGUGGUGAUAGAGUUAUUGAGUUUGCUGCACGUGAUCUUGCGGGUGGAAAGAAUAGCACUUUCCAGACCCUAAUAAACCCUGAGAGGGAGAUAAGAAACACAGCUGUUCAUCGUAUUAGCACCAGCAUGGUCCGCGGAUCUGAUGUCCCAAGAUUUGGGGAGUUUAUACCCAUUCUACUACAAUAUGUUUGGAGUCGUCAAGUGGCCGGUAAACCAAUUAUGUGGGUUGCUCAUAACGGGAAAAGCUUUGAUGUCCCCUUUCUUAUCUUUGAGUUCGAACGGUGUAAACAGGAGAUGCCUGGUGACUGGCUGUUUGUAGAUACACUUCCUAUUGCAAGACAGUUGGUUGAAUCUAAUGGGAAAAAAAUCAGCUCUGCGUCGAUGAGUGCUCUGAUAGAGCGUUACAAGAUCCCAGUUGAUGGCGACGCGCACCGUGCAAUGCGGGAUGUGACCGCCCUGUGUUAUGUGCUCCAGAAGCUGACUUUCGAGUUGAAGCUGACGGUUCCCCAGCUCCUCGAGAAGUCAUUCCGGAUGUCCGAUAUUGCAACAACACCCGCCAAAAAAUGACUAACACUCCUCCCCAGAACAAUAUACUGAAACUCUAGAUUACUUUCAUUGGUGUUGUAUUACAGGAGCUGCUAUUUGCAGAUUCCAGCUCUGAUUUCUAUGCUGUUUCAGCAACAGAACAGUACCUUCCUCAUUGUUACACUGAUAUUUUGGUCACUAAUUCAGUGCUGAAUAUUACUGAAAUUUGCUGGCCCUGUACUGUUGUUGUACACCA